This is a messenger RNA of Galeopterus variegatus (Sunda flying lemur), 288 nucleotides long. It is a transcript of the gene MPV17L, whose product is annotated as MPV17 mitochondrial membrane protein-like. Gene Ontology annotation, cellular component: membrane; cytoplasm. The transcript has 3 exons. The record is from RefSeq and is a predicted model, not a curated record. Lineage: Eukaryota; Metazoa; Chordata; Mammalia; Dermoptera; Cynocephalidae. The coding region runs from base 1 to 279 and encodes 92 amino acids.
AUGAGCAUUCUCCAGGGAAAGGAUGACAUAUUUUUGGACGUGAAACAGAAAUUCUGGAACACGUAUAAGACUGGUCUGAUGUAUUGGCCUUUCGUACAGCUAACCAACUUCAUCUUGGUUCCUGUUCAGUGGAGAACAGCUUACACUGGACUCUGUGGUUUUCUCUGGGCUACCUUCCUUUGCUAUUCACAGCAGAGUGGUGAUGGUACAUUGAAAUCAGCUUUCACCUUCCUUCAUAUGAAAGAGGCCAGUGUAGUUGAAAGGCCUCCAGGGAAAUAAGUCAAGUAU